GUCCAACUUACUGACUGAACACUAACCAACGCAGUAUGAACUUCUUUCUACUGUUACUUCUAUCAUUGCUAGUUGUUCAAGCAACUCAAUUUGAUAUCUAUGCCGAUAAGUUCCCCCAGGAUCAAACUCAUGAUCCAGACAACACAGACUUGUCCACAUACUACGGCCACUUGAACAAUGCAUCCUUGCUUUGGGGCCCUUAUCGAUCCCUGCUUUACUUUGGAGUACGUCCUCGUUUACCCAGAUCCCUACUUUCCGGAUUGAUGUGGUUCAGUGUCAAUGACUACUCUUCUGUUGGUAAAAUCAGACACUUCUACCAGCAACAUGACCAGUUGAAAAAGGCCAAUUGGGUGAAAUAUGAUCCAAGAUAUGGUGGCAGGCAAGUGAUUGAUGAUGACGAGUUUCACGUUACAAUUACAAUUGAUUUUGUCAAGUCUGAAGAUGGAUUGAGUUGGGGUGUUCAUGUUCUGAGUGUUCCUCAUCCUGGACACGAAAAGGACAAUAUUUCCUUUGUAUGGUAUUCUGGAUUAGAAGGUGAAACAAACACCAAGAACGAAUUUGAUACUGCUGAACGUAGUGGAUAUUUACGUUUAGACAAUAGCAAAAACGUCAAUGGAUAUGAAGGUACUGUUAAACUUGUUGGUAUCAGUGAGGAAUUGGGUGCAUUCACAUUAGAAGUUACCGAUGGGCCCAGUACCAACGUUCAUCCAAAAGGUGAUCCAACUAUCCAUCCAGAAUUAGACCCUAGAAAGGCCCAUUAUUUAAGUUUGUCUGUACCUGAUGAUAAUGUCUGGAAGGCAAGAGAUAUAUUUAUGACCUUACUUCAGGAACUGAUUCAGGAAUUGUCUGGUGAUAGGCCAUUGGAAGGAAUCCCACCUGAAAACUUGUUCAUUAUUAGAGAUUUACAAGGAUUUGAAGGAAAUGUUCAUUUUUUGCAAAAGAUCUAUCAAGGGAAAUGUGAAUUUGACGUUUUAUUUAAUAAUGCAGUUACUCCUGAUCAAAUAACUAGUGAAAACUUACCAGCAUUGGUUCAUACUACACUUGAGAAAGUAGACAAGAAGUUUGAAACCAAGUUUUUGCUCAAACCACCAUUUACUAGCUCCAAACACCACGAAUUUGCUCAGGAAAUUGUUUCUGGAUUAUUAGGAGGAGCUUCCUAUUUCUACGGAGACCAGUUAGUCGACCGGGAAACCAGUCUCGAUGACGAAGAAUUCAAACUAGUUGGCAAGCUUGAAGGACCAUCUGAAUUAUUCACACUUGUCCCAUCACGUCCAUUCUUCCCUCGAGGAUUCCUCUGGGAUGAAGGAUUCCAUUUACUCCCUCUUCUCAACUAUGACUCCGAUUUAGUUUUAGAAAUCGUUAAAUCCUGGUUUAAUCAAAUUGACGACAAUGGAUGGAUAGCAAGAGAACAAAUUAUUGGCCCUGAGCUGAGAAGCAGAGUUCCAACCGAAUUUCAAGUGCAAUCCCCAGAGAUUGUUAACCCUCCAACUUUAACAUUAGUUCUUAUCCAUCUUCUCAAUCACGUUUCUCCAUAUGAUGAUAUUGAACAGCCAUUGGAAGUAGGCGAAGUCAAGGAUAAAUUAGGCAGCUUUAUCUUGCAUCAUCCUGAAGUAUUGACCAAUUACACCCGACAAGUAUACCCGCAACUCAAGAAACAUUUGAACAUGUUUAGACAUUCCCAGGCGGGAUCCAUUGAUGAAUUUGAUAGAGGAACCAACAAGGAAGCUUACAGAUGGAGAGGAAGAACCGUUACCCAUUGUCUUGCAUCUGGGUUGGAUGAUUAUCCUCGGGCUGAAGAUGUUGAUGUGGGAGAACUCAAUGUCGAUUUAUUGAGUUGGAUUGGAGUGAUGACGAAAUCUUUACGUAUCAUGGCCACUCUACUCAAUCACACUUCCGAUGUCACUCAAUACACUCAAAUCGAACAGGACAUUGUUUCCAACCUUGAUAAGCUCCAUUGGUCGGAUGAACACAACUGUUAUUGUGACGUGACGAUAGACGACGACGAUGAAGAUAUUCACGUGUGUCACAAGGGAUACAUCUCACUUUUCCCAUUCAUAACUCAUCUUCUUAGUUCAUCCGAUACGGAGAAACUCACCCAUAUAAUUGAUCUCAUAACUACUGAACUUUGGACCCCGUUUGGUAUUCGCUCAUUGUCCAAUCUUGAUCUGGAAUAUAAGACUGGUGAAAACUAUUGGAGAUCACCUAUCUGGAUAAAUAUCAACUAUUUGAUUCUUGAGUCGAUACAACAUUAUCAUGGUCUUACUUAUUCUCCAGAGUUAAAAGAAAAGUUAGCAAAAGCAUACAAAGAACUUAGAGUUAAUGUGGUAACCAACGUCUACAACGAAUGGAAGAACACCGGUUUUGUAUGGGAACAAUACGAUGAUGAAACUGGUAAACAUAAAGGGGCCAAGAAUUUCUUGGGCUGGACUAGCUUGGUCUUAGUUAUGAUGAAUAUGCCUGAGGAAUUGAAGUAAUUGUACAAGCUAUAGAUAUAUAUAUAUUUAGAUUCUUCAUAAUUUUUAAAUACGUUUGUAAACGGUAGUUCUUUGGCUAUCGCUCAGGGAUUACUUGGAAGGAUCUUCUUCAAAUCUCAAAUCCCAACCAAUUUGUUCACCCAAAGUAGGCAAUACUUCAGCAACACUUUGAACAUCCUUAUCCCCUCUACCACUAACAUUGAUAACAAUUUUCUUACCUUUACCCAACUUCUUGGCCAAAUUGACCCCACCGAAAAUAGCAUGACUUGAUUCUAAAGCAGGAAUGAUACCUUCUAACUCACUUAACCAUUUGAACCCUUGUAAUGCUUCAGCAUCAGUAGCAGCAAUGAAUUGAGCACGACCGGUACUCUUCCAGAAUGCCAAUUCAGGACCAACACCAGGGUAAUCUAACCCAGCACUGACAGAAUGGGUGUCGUGGACUUGACCAUCUUGAUCUUGUAAAACGUAGGUCUUGACACCAUGGAAAACACCUGGGAUACCAGCGGUCAAAGUGGCAGAGUGACGUUCAGUGUUUAAACCAUCACCACCGGCUUCAACACCAAGCAUCAUAACCAGGGUGUCUUUCUCAAAUGGAGAGAACAUACCGGUAGAGUUAGAACCACCACCGACACAAGCAACAACGGCAUCAGGCAAUGCACCAUCGUUUUCCUUCAUGAACUGUUCCUUGGUUUCUUGGCCAAUAACACUUUGGAAAGUUCUAACUAAAGUGGGGUAUGGAUGUGGACCAAUAGCAGAACCAACGACAUAAUGGGUAGUUUCCAAGUUAGAAACCCAGAAUCUGAAAGCUUCACUGGUGGCAUCUCUUAAAGUUUGAGUACCAUUACGGACAGCUACAACUUUAGCCCCUAAGAUUCUCAUUCUAAACACAUUCAAGGCUUGUCUUCUGACAUCUUCGGCACCCAUGAAAACCAUACAUUCCAUUCCGAAUUUGGCACAGGCAGUGGCGGUAGCAACACCGUGUUGACCAGCACCGGUUUCGGCAAUAAUCUUCUUCUUACCUAAUCUCUUGGCAAUAAGAACUUGAGCAAGAGCAUUGUUAAUCUUGUGGGAACCGGUAUGGUUUAAAUCUUCACGCUUCAACCAGAUUUCAGCACCGCCGGCAAAUUCGGUCAAUCUUUCAGCCUUGUGUAAAGAAGAUGGACGACCAAUGUAGGAGUAUAAUCCACGGAAUUCUUUCCAGAAUUCUGGGUCGGCUACAGCAUCUUCAAACCCACGUUCUAAUUCAAUCAAACAGGUGUGAAGGGCUUCAGGGACAUAUUGACCUCCAAAAUCACCAAAGUUUGGAUUGUAUUUAUGAGUUUCGUGCAAUACUGGUUUAGUAUUGGAUUUCUUGGCACCUGACUUGCUGAUUUCACUGACAACACUGGAAGAAUGACUUACUUGGAAAUCUUCUCCCAAAAUGGACUUAACGAAUUUAUAAGCACAAUCACCACGCUUGCCUGGCGCAGAUUCACCAAGUAAAGUAAUGAUCUUGGAACCGAUCACUACCCCAUCAGCACUUUCACCAACAGUUAAAAAGUGUUCUCUAGUACUAACACCGAAACCCACAGCUAAUGGAGUGUCUCCGGAAAAUUUACGGACUCUGGCACAUAAUUCGUCAAUACCGGAAGAAACGGUGGAUGAAGCACCAGUGGUACCCAUCUUAGAAACAACGUAAAUAAAGGAGUCGGCAAUUGCUCCCAAUACUUCUAAUCUUGCAUCGGUGGUUGCUGGAGCAACCAAUGGAACAUAACUCACGCCAAACUCAGCACAGGUGGUUCUGAAUUUAAUGGCUUCUUCAGGUGGCAAAUCAACAACAAUAAACCCGUUAGCUCCGGCAUCGGCACUAUCUUUAAUCAUCUUUGCUUCGCCAUAUUUCAAAAUUGGAUUGUAGUAACCCAUCAAUAUAAUCGGAACAAUGACCCCAGCUGCACGAGCUUCACGGACCAAGUCCAAACAUUUGGCAACGGUAAUACCGUUAUUCAAAGCCACGGUGUUGGCAGCUUGGAUGGUUGCACCGUCGGCAAUAGGAUCAGAGAAUGGAAUCCCCAAUUCAAUGAUAUCAACUCCACCUUUUUGCAUCCCUUGUAAGAUAGGAAUGGUGUCUUCAAUGGUAGGAUAGCCGGCAGUGACAAAGUUAACCAAGGCAUUACGGCCUUCAAGCUUGCAUCGGUCGAAAGUUUCUCUUAAGGCGUCAGUCAUGUUUGUAUGUUUUGUAUUGAUGUUUUAAAAGAAAACUUGAAGAU
Molecule: messenger RNA, 4720 nt
Organism: Spathaspora passalidarum NRRL Y-27907
Lineage: Eukaryota; Fungi; Ascomycota; Pichiomycetes; Serinales; Debaryomycetaceae
Gene: CWH41
Product: Cwh41p
Exons: 1
Coding region: 36-2474 (812 amino acids)
Biological process (GO): protein N-linked glycosylation; oligosaccharide metabolic process
Cellular component (GO): endoplasmic reticulum membrane
Molecular function (GO): Glc3Man9GlcNAc2 oligosaccharide glucosidase activity
Source: RefSeq, a predicted model, not a curated record